Molecule: messenger RNA, 2341 nt
Organism: Neolamprologus brichardi
Lineage: Eukaryota; Metazoa; Chordata; Actinopteri; Cichliformes; Cichlidae
Source: RefSeq, a predicted model, not a curated record
UCAGCGCAGAGAGGAGUAGAAGGAGUGAUUGAGGAAAACGCCGAAUUCUUGGACUUUAUGGAUCCUGCGGGGGUGAUUCAGACUCGGUGCAGAGUUUAGGGAGAGUCGUUUGUUUGUUUGUUUUUUUCUUGUUAUGUUUUUCUCCAAACUGACCGUCAGCGAGUCACGACUGACUCAUAAAAACACACCCGAUAUAUAUCUAUUAUAUUUUCAAUAGUUUGUUUGUGUUUUGUCUUCAGAUUAUGGAGUCUGCAGAUGGUCAGCGGGGGCGGGACGGCAGUGGCAGCAGGUGGAAAGGUUCCCCUCUUGAUGUGAUCAUGAGUCAGAUCCGCAGGAAGCGCACCGCCACAGACAGGAAGCCGUUAGGACGCUUCCUGUCGUGGACCUCGGACCGGCCGGGGAUCCCCGAGGACGGAGAAUCGGAGAUGAAAGAGGACAGAGGACCGAACUCAGGCUUUGCAGCGUCAGCAGAGAGUGAGCGGGACGUCGGCUGGGGUCGAGUGUGUGUUUUCCUGAAGAGACUCGGGAAGAAAGCCGACAGCAGGAGCCUCAGUUUGGCUCACUGUGAUCUGACGGCUACAGACCUGCUGGAGCUUGCAACGUUGCUGCAGUUCCUCCCCCAGGUGGAAGAGAUGGACAUCUCCUGGAACGAGUUGAUCGGUGGAUCCCUGACGGCUCUGACGUCUCAUCUGCAACACGUGGGCGAGGUCAGGACGCUGAGGCUCUGCAGCUGCAGGCUAAAUAGCGAAGACGUCGUUGCUCUUGGUGAAGCUCUCAGCUACAUCCCUGCUCUGGAAGUUCUUGAUUUGUCCUGGAACAGCGGCGUUGGGGGCGGUGGUCUGCAAGGCCUGCUGGGGAACCUUCACCCAUCACUGAGGGAGCUCCACCUGGUGGCCUGUCAGCUCACUGUGGCCGAUGCUACAGUGCUGGGUAGUAACUUCAAAUCUAUGGAGCACAUUUCGAGUGGUUCACUCCGUUGCCUCCCCUCUGUGGGAGAGCUGGACCUGUCCUGUAACAAACUUCUAGCUGGUGGACUGAGCCGCCUCACCUUUCACCUGGCUCACGUCACACACCUGGAGAGACUCGACCUCCACCUGUGUUGCCUCACGCGAGAUGAUCUAGAGGCUCUGAUCCAGGUGCUGCCCUCUCUCACUGCACUGACGGAGCUUGAUGUGUCAUCCAAUAAGGAAGUGGGAGGCGUGGUCCACUCGCUGGUCUCCGCCCUCCCUGUGACACAAAUGAGGCGGCUGCCAUUCAACAGCUGCUACCUGAGCAACGAGUCCUUCACUGCUCUGGCCCUGGCGGUGCCCUAUCUGCGCACGGUGGAUAUUUCCUGGUGUAAAGUGGUUGGCGGUCACUUGGCGCUCCUGCUGGAUGCUCUGCAGCCAUCAGUCGUCAGCGAGCUCCAUCUUUGCAGCUGCGAGCUCACUACUGAUGACAUGCAACAUCUGGCUGCCGUGUGCAGACGGGGCUGUCUCUCCUCACUCCGUGCACUGGAUCUGUCCUACAACAGCUCGGUGGGAGACAACGGUUGGUGCAGUCUGUUUGCAGCAGGAGGUCUGGGCUCUCUGGAAGACGUGGAUGUCAGUUUGCGACCUUCAACCUCUGCUCCGUGCUCAGCCUGGCUGCCCGCUCUGCUCCGAGCUCUGCCUCAAAUGCCGGCGCUGGCUCGACUGGCCGUGCAGAGGUGGACAGCUGACUGUCAGGAGGGAGAGCAGCUGAGGUACUGUCUGAAGAAGAGGAGCGUCCUGCUGGAAUGGGAUCCAGAUUUACAAGACACAUCAUCAGCAUGUAAAGGGAACAGUCAGGAGAGCCUAGAAGAGAGUCAGCCUGAGGAGUAGGGAGCAGAAAGCCUGAGUUAUCUGAUCUCAAAUUAAAAAUCAUCACAGAGAGAUUUCAAAAGAGCACUAGGGAAGAAAAACGCAAUCAGGUCUGAAAAACCUUCUGAUUACAAGUAAAUUUGUCCAAACAUUUGUACAAUGUGACCAGCUGGGACGGGUCCUCCGGGACUGACCUUGAGUUUUACAAUGUUGAAUUCUUUGUUAGGUGUUUACGGUAUCGUUUAAUACUCUUCUUUUAUUCUUGAGCAUGUUUGGAGUCUUUAUUCCGUGGGGUUUAUCCCUGUGUCUGUUUCCCUGUUGAGUUCGAUAUUCACACCGGAUAUGUCCCAUUUUAUUUUGGCGGUCAACUGUCAGAAACAUUUCAUGUUUAGUUUUACGUCCCUCUCCUCUCUCAUUGUCAUUGAUCACCUGUUUUGUUGGCUUUCUGUGUUUAAAUGGUGGUGUCUUCUGUUUAUGAAGGACAGUGGAAUUAAUUUGCUUUUUAAUCUCAUGAACUUUAU